GCGGUGCUUAUAUUGAGGGGAAUUCUUCGAGCUCCUACAACAUUACUUCUCCCAAUUUUCCUUGGCCUUACGACAACAACUUGCACUGCACAUGGACCAUAGAAGUCAACGCCGGAGAAUGGGUGGGGUUCACACCAAGGUGGUUUGAUUUACAAUAUGGUCAUGACUGGCUGGAUGUCUACAUGGGAGGGCAACACAACCGCACCUUGUUAGGGUCGUACACCGGUUUUGGUGUAGGAACAGCUAUCCCAUGGACACUCCUUGCUACAUCCAACAUGGCGCAGUUAGUCCUUCGUACGGACGAGUCUUACAAUUAUGCUCAAGGUUUCAAGAUCGGCUUUCAGGGUUACAUUACUACUAAUAUUACCCGGAGAUCGUCUGGCUACCUUUACUCGCCUACAUAUACCGGAGAGUACCCCAGCAUACAACGUGUGUGGACCAUAGAGGUCAACGUGGGAGAAGGGGUGAAGAUGACACCAGUGACGUUUUCUUUAGACUAUGAUCGAAACUGGCUAUACGUCUAUAAGGAAGAGCUCGGCAUCCCUGUCUUGUUGGGAAGUUACACCGGACCGAUCUUUCCGGCGGAACUCAGUGCUGCUUCCAACAUGGUCCACCUCGUCCUUAGUACACACAACCCUAUGGCUGACGACGACUUCAAGAUCCACUUUGAGGCAUUUAGCUUUAGUGAUCCGUGUCUGGACCCUGGCACUCCCGACAACGGCUACAGGACCGGAGACAACUUCACUGUGGGGUCGGUUGUUUCGUUCGGCUGUAACGACGGCUACGUUAUGUUGGGCCAGGGCCAGGAAAGGCUGACGUGUGUGCUUGAUGAUCAUGUUGGAAUAGAGUGGAACUUCCUCACUCCAAGUUGUGAGGACCCUGCACAUGCGUGCGUAGCCGCUGGGGGGCGCUAUCUGUACGAGGAGGAGGGAGAGAUUGUGCCUCCGCGUGACGUCAUGACCGGGAGGUACCAGACUAACCUCAACUGCAGCUGGACAAUCGUGGCAGACCCAGGAAAGGUUGUGGUGGUGGAGUUUCCAGAAUUCGACAUUGAGUAUGAGGCAAGGUGCCGUCAUGAUUUUCUUCAGAUUCAAGACAGGCCAUAUUUAGGCUACUCAAAGAUCAUGAAUCUGGCACUUGAGGAACACUUUGCCUCCUACUUUGAACCUCCGCUGCAGUACCGUAUCUCGCCUCUAGAAGGCCCGUUAUAUUGA
This is a messenger RNA of Branchiostoma floridae (Florida lancelet), 1214 nucleotides long. RefSeq names its product CUB and sushi domain-containing protein 1-like. The record is from RefSeq and is a predicted model, not a curated record. Lineage: Eukaryota; Metazoa; Chordata; Leptocardii; Amphioxiformes; Branchiostomatidae. The coding region runs from base 183 to 1214 and encodes 343 amino acids. The transcript is spliced from 8 exons.